This is a messenger RNA of Aspergillus aculeatinus CBS 121060, 668 nucleotides long. RefSeq lists its product as uncharacterized. Lineage: Eukaryota; Fungi; Ascomycota; Eurotiomycetes; Eurotiales; Aspergillaceae. The coding region runs from base 172 to 546 and encodes 124 amino acids. The record is from RefSeq and is a predicted model, not a curated record. The transcript has a single exon.
CAUUGUCACUCAGACGCUCACUCAUUCGCGUCUUUGUCCGUCGCCUGUCACAUUCCUUUGACUCGGUAGCUGCGCUCGCCUCAUUGCCAAUUCGCGUAUAUAUCUUGUCCGACCCCGGCACUCGAUCAUUUUAAGCCAUACACAAUCCUCUAUACGUUCCAAACCAUCAAGAUGAAGAUCAGCGCUAUUGCCUCUUCCCUGCUCUGCCUGGCGGCUGCCCAGCUUGUCGCCGCAGACGCCGACACCACCUCCACCUCGACGGUGACUACUUUCCUCACUCGGACGCUGGUUCACGUCGACACCGUGACCUCCUCGAGCGCGUCGACCACGUCCGCACCUCUGAUUCCCACCCACGCGCCCAGCGCUCCUAGCAGCUCGGUGGCUGUCAGCUCCUCUGCCGUCCCGACCUCGCUUGUCGUCGCUCCUUCGGCCAGUGCCUCAGCCACCGCGUCUUCCGUUUUCACCGGCGCCGGCAACGUCAACACCGCUGGCAUGCCUGUUGCGCUUGUCGCCGGAUCUCUGGCUCUGAUCAUGGGCGCUCUGUGAGCAAAAGCCAGCAGAGUUAACAAUUGCCAGCUUGGUCGAGAUUGAUUGUGUGUUCAAGCCGGCUCCGAGGCCCAGGUUACACAUCAUGACCACCAGACUCUUUUAUCACUUUUCGAACUGUU